Messenger RNA from Amoebophrya sp. A25, 5145 nucleotides. The record is from the annotation of a GenBank genome assembly. NCBI's taxonomy places the organism in Eukaryota, Dinophyceae, Syndiniales, Amoebophryaceae.
UGGAAAAAUCCCCAAGGUAACGACUUCUUGUCAUGAGAUGUUAUUACGCUUCAAAGUACCGGACCCCUAAAAGCCUUUCCACCACAACAUUUUCAACAUCCCCCGUUUGUCUAAUCAUGUGAUAAAAUCAAAAUCUAAAUCAUGUUAUCGCUGACCACUAAGACGAACAUGAAAAUGGUUCCUCCUACCUCCACGUGGUCGCCAGGACGACUCUUCGUUCGGUCACUUUUCGUUACUGCAGUCAGCAUUGCUUCCAUUCAGGCAAAUGUGCUGACACGGAAUCCGAUACCAGCAGCCCCUUCCAUAGUUGAACCGCAACCAUCAAGCAAGCGGCAACAAGAGCUGCCAAACAAAGCAACUGCUGCAUUAGCAAAAGCAACGCAACAAGGGGGAGUUGUAUCUACGGGAAAAACAAUUCCUAUUCAACUUGUUGAACAAGAAUCGUCAAAGCCGAAGCACCAGACGGCCAUCAAUGCUCCCCACACCGAUAUAUACACCGCGACCGGCACUGCUACAGGACUGCAAGUAGAUUAAGGCUACUGCCAACUACAAGUCUUCUGGUGUAGUCGAUGGAGAUCCUAGAACUAGAAGUGACUAAGGAAUCCGGUGAAUAAGGUGAACACACGGCGCCUGUGAAAGAGAAAGGCUACAUGAAUGAGUGCAACGGUUUUCACAGAAAUGGAGAGAGUUGUUGGGGUAUUUUUUACAGAAAUGGAGAGACUGAUUAAGUGGGGUACAUGUACAACCUGCACUGGCUCUAAAAAGAGGAUACUGGAUCACCCGCUGUCGAUAAAGGCGUCACAGGCGGCUACACGUCCAAAUGGGAGAGCUAUAACAAUCCUUAUGCCCAUUGCCCCUCUCAAGAUGGCAACACACCUGAUUUAAGGCAACGCACACGAAGAUUUAAGUAUCAGUUUACUAGUAAUUCAUUGAUCUGAUCAUGAUUCAGUUGCUGCUCCAGCUCCACUUCCAGUUGUGUGAGAUAUUCUUGUCACAACUCUAGUACGGUGUCUCCCAAGUAACUUCGCCUUAGAAGGCUUUUUAGUACGACAAUCUACUUCUACCUAAGGUACGACAGUCUACGUCUAUAUUAUCUUAAAGGUACAGGUCGAGGUCGACUACUUUUAAGAUAAUAUAUAAGAACGAACGAAACUACAUCAUCCGCAGAGGAGCCUACAUCACCAAAUGCGGUGAGGACUCUAAUCAGCGACACCGGGACCGACCCAUCCUUUUGCGUAGCGACCUCUGAGGUGUAUGGCGAUGCAGAUCUCAUUGCGAGGGACCCCAAGCAGGUGGCAAAAAACAUGCUCGUUGGGGGUUUCAAGUGGUUCAAGUACACACACGAUUUGCUGACAACGACGGACUUCAAAUACAAUUAAGGCUCGAGGAGAUAAUACAUCUUAUUUGGUGUUGUAGCAGAGUAGUUUAUAGCACGCAUGGUGCAUGGAGUGCAUGGAGUAGCAUGGAGUGCAUGGAGCGCAGAGCUUUAAGGGGCGCAAGAAGCUCCCCCUUUAGCUCCAUGCUACUCCAUGUGAUCCAUGCACUCCAUGCCAUGCGAGCUGUGAAACCUUUUAAACUGCUCUAUUGUAGGCACAACAGAGUAGAUAAAAGAACAUCUUUAGUGUUGAUGUACAACAGAGAGGGGAAGGGGUGGAUCUCAGAACUGAGUUUCUCUCUUGGAUUCUGAGAGUAAAAUGAUUUAUCUCAGAAGUAGUUCUUUGAUUUAUACGGUGAAGAUGGAGGCCCUCUAAUGCAACUCGAAAAUAACGUUCGAGAGGUUUAUGCAAUUGAACCGUCACAUUUGUCCCAUCACCGGUGACGCCUUGAGGCGGAAAGAGAAUAGUCCCGCGAAGGUGUACCAAGGUGGCAUCAACACGGUCCCCAUGAAGGAACUUGAAUGGGAAAACCAUAGUGAAGUCCAGAUGUCGCAUACAAGUGCCCAUCCGUUGCCGGCAGCUCAGCGACCAAUAGACUAUUAUGGAUUUAUUUUUGCAUUUGGUUUAUAAGCUUAAUUAUGUUUUAGCUUUAAAUCUCCAGAUUUUUGCUCAUCUUGGCUUAAUGUUCUCCUGGAGGUGUCACCAUGAUGUCGAUCUCUAGCUCCGAUAGUGUUAGUGGUCAAACAAGAUGAAGAAGGCGACGAGACUUUCUUUAGAGAUUUUGAAUCUCUAUCUUCAUGGUUUCUGAGUGCAGGAUCGUUAUUUUUUCUGUACGACAGUCGGCGACGCUAGUGUGGAACGAGGUUCGUCCUCGUCCUCUUCUAAGAGUUUCGCGACACAGCGCGAAAUCCAUUACCCGAAAUUUUACCGGAAGGACCGGAGCCAACCUUAGACCACAAUCGCCUAAUGAGAUGGCAUGGGGAAAUUGCUGUUAAGGGCUUUACCUAUCAUUCCGAUCUGAGCGUCAAGUGCGACAUGGCAGCUGUUCGUGACACCUCGACUUAAGGCUAGUUCUUACCCUAAGUAAUCGUUUUUGUCUCCCAUCGAUCUAGCUACUUCGACUUCAGAGAUGAUGAUAGAUCGAUUGUCUCCCACCUACGACUACUGGAGAUAUGAUGAUAAUAUUUUGAUUGUGAUGCUGUUACUGUUCUUUUCCGAUACCUGAUGAGUCAUAGAUCCUACCUCAACAAACUCAAAAAGAAAAGUCAAAAAACUUGAAAAAAGACAUGAUCUCCAAGAUGAGUUCCAAACUGGAUUUCGGUCAGCUCUAAACAGCAAAUGCAAACUCUGGGCUCACAGCGGGUCUCUCGGGUUUCACACGGGUUGACACGAUAACGGUCGAGUUUAUGAACAGAGGUUGAAGACGUGAAGGGCUUCAGCAGGAGGCACGAUGAGAAUGAAGAGAACAAGUAGUUGAUAAUCCAAUUAUUACUCGGUUUCGUAGCUCUCCUCUGGAGGUACUACUUAACUGAUUGGUCUCACACAAAGUAGACUUAGAUUGCUUUAUAAGAGGCACCAUGACCACAUGACAUGACAUAGUAGUUUAGCGGGAUAACAACAUUGACAAGCGGUGAAAGUUUUGUUAGUCGUAAUAGAUACGCUCCUGUAGCGGCAUCAGAAUCAGAUCAUGUUCGUGUUCAUGAUAUGAUCUCCUCCCCUUCAUUACACGGACCGAGGUGAACGAGUACGGAGUGCCAGAGACGCAGGCAAAAACGAUAAACGUCCUCGUCAUUCGGGAUCCGUGUGCUGCGCGUGGAGGGUCAAAGGAUAUAAAACUUACUAGGUUUUAAGGCUAAUUAUAUUUCUGUAGGAUAUUUCUCGUCGUCGCUCCAAGAAUUCCAAAUAAGUACUUCUAGUAAGUUCUAGUGUCCUCUUCUAACUGUUGCAGAAUCACGCUCCCGCGAUAUCGUGCGAAUAUGUCACCUUGCCAGAUGGGACGCAAGACAGACGACUCGCUGGUGCCACGCUGUUUAAGAAGGAGAGUCUCAAGAACAGAGUACUUCAAGAACGUUGAGAUCACCAUUUUUUUUUGAAUUUUGAUUUUCAUUCGUCAAGGUUCUUGAAGUACUCUGUUUUACAAAUAAAUACAAUUUUCUAUCAUGGAUGAAAAUUCUGUCUCAGUAAUCUUCUCAUGAUCGAACAAUUUGAGUGAAGAGCUCGAUACAACUACUUUUUUCGUCCUCGACGUCCUCUUCUUCUUCUUCUUUCAUUUCUUCGGAUAAUGGUUUCCCGAUUUUUGGCAUCGUCUAUGACCCCUAUAGCUACAACCGGCAGGAGCUCGGCAGUACCGGCAUCUUCAAUCACACGGUGAACGUCAAGGGGUCGUACAUGUAUGCGAACGAGGUCACUGCUAAUCCGAGUAGGGCACGGAAGGCUACGAGGUGGCACAACUAUUUGGAGACGAGUUUUAAGGGUUUCCACAUUGCAUUCCUCACUGCCAUCCUUGACCUGUUUUCCAGUAGGAAAGAAGUGAAGCAUGUUCUGAGGAACGCAAUGUCGCAACCUCUAAGAGUUACACCCAGGGCGUGUCCUUACCCGAUCGACGGUACAAGCGGUCGGUGGCCUGCACGAUGACCUCGGUUCAUCCAAAUGUUGGGAUAACUGACACAAUAUGGAGGAUGUAGUUUUUUCCAUUUGCCAGAGCCAGACCAUCUUCAUCUUCGAAAACAAAGGCUCCUUUCACCUCUGAUUCGGGAAUAGGAUAGCCAACAUGUUGCCUAUCCAUGAAAGUGUUUAACGAAGCCAAAGGGGAGGAGCCUCGAUCAUGGUCUGAAAGAUGAAAGAAACUACAUUCAUACACAUUGGGCUACGCUGCUGGAAGCGUGAGCACGGCUAAGCCAACAGUAGCAACCGACUGGUGCCCAUGGAAAAACACAGGAGCACAACUGGACACUGACUGGCCCGCGAAACGAAAAAUUAUGGGUUUUUUUUUGUUGAAAUGAGUAUUUCACAGAUUUUGAAUGAGAAUGAUUUUGUGCAGACUUCUAGCUAGAUUCUAGUAUCUGAUACGAAAACGUUCUUCAGCGAGAAUGAGUCACGUUGAAAUUAUCCUUCAUCUACGAGACGGUAUGUUUUUCACACGAAUCUAAAUCUUCUUCAUUCUUGCGCUUACACUUUACCUUUACUAACUCCCCUCGCUUUAGAAUCUAAGCUAUACUCCCCUCACUUUUGUUUCUAAGCUAUGACUUCUGUUUUUGCAAGCAGCAUGCCUGGGUUUCGAAGGCGUUUCGAAGUCCACACCAUGGUCAGACCCUCCCAAAGAAUGCGAGACUUAUGACAACAAGGACAGUAUCAGACGCUGAAUACAAGAAAUAGAAUCGGUAUCAGUUGUGAAGAUGUUGAGUACAAUUCUGCGUCUGCCUUUGAAUCCAAAGUGUAUGUUGAGUUUCUAAUCCGCGAUUCUCGAUUGCGACCCGGAUGCAACCAGUGCGAACCACGUCGCCCUUCUGCAAGUGGGACAGCAGUCAAAUCAUGGCUAUAAGGAAGAGGAAAGGAGCAAUGACUCCGACGAUGAUUUUGCUGAUCUCUAGAAUUCCCAGAACUGCCGUGGUGGGUGCCAAAGAGGCUUCUAGUUCUAGUAUCUGACUGAAAUUGUUCACAUUUUUCCAAAGUACUAUGACUUUGCUAUUUUUACAUGAUAUUGCCUUUCCAAGAAGACGCGAGUGGCGAAUUUAGAAGAAGUAGAAGAAUUCUUUUGAGCUGCAGGCCC